UUCUCCUCCUGCCCAGCUGCGUGAAGCCCGUAUCGUCAAAGCUCAGAACCCGAACUCUCACGAAGCCACGCUCACAAUGGCCAUUAGCAGCACAGCGAACGGCCUCGCGAAUGGCCAUACCAAUGGACAUACCAACGGCAGCGAAAUCGCAAAGUCCAAGGCGAAUAUCGGAGUCUAUACCAACCCCGAGCACGAUUUGUGGAUUGCCGAAGCUGAACCCAGCACCGAAGAUGUCCUGGCAGGCUCUGGCCUCCAGCCUGGUGAGAUCACAGUCGCUGUGAAGAGCACCGGGAUUUGCGGCUCCGAUGUACACUUCUGGCACGCCGGCUGCAUUGGUCCCAUGAUCGUCGAGGGCGAGCACAUUCUCGGCCACGAAUCCGCAGGCACUGUCGUUGCUGUUCAUCCUUCCGUCACGACGCACCAAAUCGGCGACCGCGUGGCUAUCGAGCCGAACAUUAUUUGCAACGAAUGCGAGCCCUGCUUGACCGGCAAGUACAAUGGCUGCGAAUCCGUGCAAUUCCGCUCGACGCCGCCGAUCCCUGGUUUACUUCGCCGAUACGUCAACCACCCAGCACUAUGGUGCCACAAGAUUGGAGACAUGAGCUUUGAGAACGGCGCAUUGCUUGAGCCUCUCAGUGUGGCAUUGGCGGGUAUGCAACGGGCGAAAAUCACAAUCGGAGACAGCGUGAUGGUCUGUGGAGCGGGUCCGAUCGGCUUGGUGACUUUGGCGUGCGUGAAGGCGGCUGGAGCAGAGCCGAUUGUCAUCACAGACAUCGACGAGGGCAGACUUGCAUUUGCGAAGAAGUUCUGCCCAAGUGUCAGGACACACAAGGUGGAGUUCAAGGAUACUGUGGAGCAGUUUGCUGAGAAAGUGGUCAAGCUGGCGGAUGGCGUUGAGCCUGCUGUGGUGAUGGAGUGCACUGGUGUAGAGAGCUCAAUUGCUGGAGCGAUCCAGGCAGCCAAGUUCGGCGGCAAAGUCUUCGUGAUUGGCGUUGGUCGUCCAGAGAUCAAGAUCCCCUUCAUGCGGCUGAGCACAAGAGAGGUCGAUCUCCAAUUUCAAUACCGCUACGCAAACACAUGGCCACGAGCCAUCCGGUUGCUGCAAGGUGGAGUCAUUGAUUUGAGGUCGCUGGUCACGCAUCGAUUCAAGCUGGAGGAUGCCGUGGACGCGUUCAAGGUCGCGGCUGACGCGAAGCAGGGCGGCAUCAAGGUCAUGAUUCAGAGCAUGGAUGAGGGUGAGCAGUAGAUGAGCAGUAUUGGCGAAUGUGGCGUUUUAGACGGCUUCCUGUUUGAUAGA
Molecule: messenger RNA, 1297 nt
Organism: Zymoseptoria tritici IPO323
Lineage: Eukaryota; Fungi; Ascomycota; Dothideomycetes; Mycosphaerellales; Mycosphaerellaceae
Gene: MgLAD1
Product: putative L-Arabinitol 4-dehydrogenase
Exons: 2
Coding region: 77-1246 (389 amino acids)
Biological process (GO): D-sorbitol catabolic process
Molecular function (GO): L-iditol 2-dehydrogenase (NAD+) activity
Source: RefSeq, a predicted model, not a curated record